CGCAACGUAGUAAUUUACCGUUGUCAUUUACAGUGUUUGUGAAAAAGUUAGCUUUGACAAGAAGUAAUUCGCUUAUGACUCAUCUCGUCCUAAAGAGGGCAGUUGUAGAGAGUAUUUUCGUGUUGACGAGAGCUAAAAUCGGAUGAAGCAGUACAAAGUAUGGCGAAUCCUCCGUGGAACAAAGGACCAGUACAAUCAACCUCCACAGCGAUUUCAUAUGCUCGAAAAAGACCAACUGUUGGUGCCCACAGUCAUCCCUUACCAGCUAUAACAGAUGCUUCAGAAAAGGGAGUGCGUAGGAAUAACAGUCCGGCACAUGAGGGCGGCCGUCUAAGACAUCUUGAAGGACGACUGAAUGUGACUGAUCAGUCAAAUAAGGCAUUAUUAGAGGAACUUGUUCGUUUACAAGGAGAACUGAAAGGAAGUAUACGACGUAAUGAAGACACUUUGAGGGAGGAAAGGGAAGAGAGGCUUGUUCUGUCAGAAAAAAUUAGAUCAGCGAAUAAUUUGUACACUCAAAUGAUGAUGAGGGUUGCACGUGCUGAAGAAAAACUUGAAUCAGAGCACAACACAGUAGGGACUCUUGUUAACCACACCAAGCAGAUGGAACAAGCUUUAUUAGGAAAUCAACAGCAGUUACUGAGUCGACGAGAACAGCUUCAUGUUCAUGUGGAACGAGUCAAAGAUGACAUGGAAGACGUGAGAGAAAGCCAAGAACAAUUACAGAAAAAUAUGAGAGCUCUAAUUGAUGACGUGAGAACAAUGAAGAGCAAACAUGAAGUGCAGACAGUACAGUUUGGUACUCUAGUACAAGAAAUAAGACAAAGGAUGAAAAAAAUUGAGGGAGACACAAACAGUGCAAUGUCUUCUUUGAAGAAACAACAUGAUGAUCAGAACACUAAAGAAGCCAAUUCACUUCAGUUCAAGAGUAUUGUGGAAGCAAGAUUAGCUGACAUAAAAGAGAUAACCAGUGAAUUGAGGAGACGCAUUGAAGCUGAGGAAGGGGAGAGAAGGGCAGCUAGUCAGCAGAACCAGCUCAGUAUAGAGCAGUUGAGAGCUGUUGUGCAGGAAAGUCAUCAUCAGAGAGAACAAGAGUUAUAUGCACAGUCCAUGAAUUCCAAGGAGAAGGAGGACCUUCUUGAGAAUGAAAGAAGCAUGAUCGCCAGUAAACUGGCAGAACUUUCAGAUGAGCAGAGUAAAAAGAUGUUACAGAAAGAAAUAAGACUAAGAGAAGAUGCUCAGUCAAAGUUUACUUUGUUAGAAAAGAAAUUACGAGAGGAACAAGCUGCCAGGCUUGUGUUUGAGAAGGCACAGCGAGAGGAGAUGGAGAGACGUUGGCAGUCACUCAAAGCUUACAUCGACGAAGAAGCACAAUCGUCUAGACAGGCUCAGCAGGUUGCACAGGCAAGGACUGACCAGAGUCUUGUGCGACUUAAUGAGUCUAUAACGUUACUUGAAAGACAAAUGGAGGAAGGAAGGAAGGCAAUAGAACAAGUGUUACAUGCUGAAAUCACAUCAAGGCAAUCACAAAGUGAGAAACUAUCCAUCAGAUGUAAUCAGCUACAGGACAAACUAAACAUGGCCAUCAGCACUUUACAACAAGCAGUGGGUGGAGUCAACUCACAAGUCUCAGACAGUGUUUCUAAGGCAAAAGAAGAAUUGAUCAGCAUGAUGGACAAGAACAGCAACACAGGGGUCAAGGGAUUAGCAGACAUGGACACAAGACUUGCCAAGUUGAACAAGCGAGUAGGAGAGAUGGAAGAUGUUCUCAGCAAACUGGAAAAGCGGAUUAAAAAAGUGGAUUCUCAAAAAAAAGAGCAUGGUAAAUUAGACAAAGAUGAUCGAGACAGAAGCAUAAGUCAGAUGGCCAGUUGGCGCCAGGACACUGAUGAGCAGUUUAGAGAAUUACAAAACAAGCUUAGGCCACUUCCUGAUGAGAUUGCUCUCCUCCAAAGACAGAUUGCAGGACUGAAAGCUGAUCUGGAGGCCAAGGAGGAAGAAGAGAGGAGAAAGGCAGCAGAGCAACCGCCUCCUCCAUUUGUUCGGGAGACGGAGCCUGAGCCGGAGCCGGCACCAACGCCGACGCCGUCGCCGCGGGCGGCGACAGAGGAGCCUGAGGACACCGCAGACUUACGAAAUAAGGUGCAGAAACUGGAGGAAGAAGUGCAACAGACUUCUUCUCAAGUAGCCAAACUGGAAAAUACAGUUGAGACCUUACGUACAGUCUUGACACAAAAAAUACAAUCAGAGGCUCAAACGCGGAAUGAAGAACAGGAUGCCAUUGAACAAGACGUAAACAAAGUUAUUCGGUAUUACCUUCAAGAUCAUCGACGUGUGUUCGUUAAACACAGACACCCCAACGUUUGCAUACCUCAAUAUGUGGAAGGAGUUGGAAGAAUGCGAUUCGCCCUGUUGGAAGUCAACAAGUGGGGAAUCUACCAGUCAUGGAAGAUGCUGGCCAUCAAAAAGGCGUGGUAUCGCCUUUUGGAGAAGAAAGAACAACGAGAGAGCGAAGAAAAAGCCAGCGCUUCGACUUCUUCACGAACGGAAAAUAAGGCGCCUAGUAAGAGGACUGAAGAUAGCGAAGAUGACGAUGACGAUGACGAUAAUGAUGACGAUGAUGACGACGACGACGAUGAUGAUGAUGACGACGAUGACGACGAUGAUGACGAUGAUGAUGACGAUGACGAUGAUGAUGAUGAUGACGAUGACGACUCAAGGCGCGGCGGUAAAAGCAAGAAAGGAAAAAAUAAUAAAGGAAAAAAGGGCAAAAAGUGAGGAAGUAGAGGUAAAAAUUGAGAAAAAUCAAUUACCGCAAAAAAAACCGGAUACGAAAAAAAGUUGCUAAGAUAUUGCUUCAAAUUAUAGACCAUGCGUAUUCCCCCUUUUUCAGCGAAGUCUUUUGCGCUAGCAAAAUAGUCUUUGCCGGAAAGGAGGGACUGCUCGUGGGUCUACGUUAACUAUGACUUACGUUUGUUGCUGGUGUUGAUCUUCGUUAACCUUUUCACUCCCACAAGUGACCAAGACAGAAUUUCUCCUCACAGUAUCAAUUCAAUAUCAAGCAGACUAGUGAUGAGAAUAACGAAAAACAGUAAUUAGGGGAUUAUUAGUUGAUCCAAUGGUAGAUUCUCCAAACUAACAUCACAAGAACUAUAUGGCAGACAGUAAGGAGAAUUACUAAUGAGAUCUUGGGAGUUUAAGGGUUAAUUUCCAUUUUUAUCAUAGAUUCGCUAGUUCAUAACGAGGAUCCAUAAAAUCUUCAGGCGUCGUUUUCCACUCUCAAUAAAGAAGAUACUGUGGUUGUCUCCGAACGAGAGUGCGCUCGGCGAGUUACGGCAGAUUUUGUCUCGUAAAUAUUUUCAUUUGUAUGGGCUCUCAAAUAUAUUUCCGGUUGAAAAUAUAUAAUCAAUUUCGCUGGUUUGAUUUGUUUUGCCCAUCAUAGUAUAUGGCAUCACGUGCAUUUACAAAGAUCUCCCUUUUUAUAGUAUAAUAUAAAAUCUAUAUGACAUAAUGUAUACUUCUUCUGCAAAGAGUGUGUGUUGCUUAAAACAAAACUUUUCAAUUGCAGUAGCUCACCAGGUGAGCGCGUAUAUGAACAUGUAUAGAUCUGGUUAGCUGGGCUGGACCUUAGCUAUAGCAGAUUCGUAGUUUCAUAGUAUUAUUUUUGGGUUUCAACACCCGUAGUCGUUCGUAUCGGGAAAAUAUUUGUACCGUAAUUUUGGAUUUUUAGUUAAACAUUGUCGUAUAAACUGAACUUUUAAAGGGGCGAGCGGCAUGCUAACUGUACAUGUGCACGUCAGUAUAAAACGUUCAAGCAAAAGCAGAGAGUCGAUUUAUGACUGUGAUCGGUCUUAUGUCCAUAGGUAAAAUCCUUUAGGAAAGCAUAGUACCUUAGUAACGCAUCUACUGAGUGAAAAGUGGCUAAGUUUCUUGGUGUGAACUGAUAUUAUACUAAAGAGAGUGGGAUUGUCAUUGUGACUGUGUGUUCGGUGACUUUCCAGUACUUAUCAAGGUUGUAGUUGUAAGAACUGUGUUAUAUAUAUUUAUUAAAAUUCAGAUGCUUUAAA
Molecule: messenger RNA, 4067 nt
Organism: Pocillopora damicornis (cauliflower coral)
Lineage: Eukaryota; Metazoa; Cnidaria; Anthozoa; Scleractinia; Pocilloporidae
Product: coiled-coil domain-containing protein 154
Source: RefSeq, a predicted model, not a curated record